Triticum turgidum subsp. durum (durum wheat) is the source of this 1443-nucleotide messenger RNA. The record is from the annotation of a GenBank genome assembly. Lineage: Eukaryota; Viridiplantae; Streptophyta; Magnoliopsida; Poales; Poaceae.
AUGGCGGUAGGCAACGGCGGCGCCAAGAAAGUGGUGGCGCCCAUGGAGGUGUCCGUGGAGGCCGGGAACGCCGGGGACGCGGCGUGGAUGGACGACGACGGCCGGCCCCGCCGCUCCGGCACGUUCUGGACGGCGAGUGCGCACAUCAUCACCGCCGUCAUCGGCUCCGGCGUGCUCUCGCUGGCCUGGGCCAUCGCGCAGCUCGGUUGGGUAGCUGGCCCCGCUGUCAUGCUCCUCUUCGCCGCCGUCAUCUACUACACCUCCACCCUGCUCGCCGAGUGCUACCGCACGGGUGACCCGGCCACCGGGAAGCGCAACUACACCUACAUGGACGCCGUCCGCUCCAACCUCGGCGGUCCCAAGGUCAUCUUCUGCGGUGUCAUCCAGUACGCCAAUCUCGUCGGCGUCGCCAUCGGCUACACCAUCGCGUCCUCCAUCAGCAUGCGGGCCAUUAGGAGGGCCGACUGUUUCCACGCCAACGGACACGCCGACCCGUGCAAGAGCUCCAGCAACCCAUACAUGAUCCUCUUCGGCCUCGUGCAGAUCGUGUUCUCGCAGAUCCCCGACUUCGAUCAGAUAUGGUGGCUGUCCAUCGUCGCCGCAGUCAUGUCCUUCACCUACUCCGGCAUUGGACUCUCCCUCGGCAUCACCCAGACCAUAUGCCAAUGGUGGAAUCAAGGGCAGCCUCACCGGCAUCAGCAUCGGCGUCGGUAUCACGGCCACGCAGAAGGUGUGGCGCAGCCUGCAGGCAUUUGGCGACAUCGCCUUCGCCUACUCCUUCUCCAACAUCCUCAUAGAAAUCCACAGGACACGAUCAGGGCGCCGCCGCCGUCUGAGGCGAAGGUGAUGAAGCAGGCGACGCGGCUGAGUGUGGCGACGACGACGGUGUUCUACAUGCUGUGCGGGUGCAUGGGGUACGCGGCGUUCGGCGACGCAGCCCCCGACAACCUCCUCACCGGGUUCGGAUUCUACGAGCCCUUCUGGCUGCUGGACAUCGCCAACGUGGCCAUCGUCGUGCACCUCGUCGGCGCCUACCAGGUCUUCUGCCAGCCCAUCUUCGCCUUCGUCGAGCGCUGGGCCGCGUCCACAUGGCCAGACAGCGCCUUCAUCUCCCGCGAGUUCCGGGUGGGGCCAUUCGCGCUCAGCGUGUUCCGGCUGACGUGGCGGUCGGCCUUCGUCUGCCUCACCACCGUCUUCGCCAUGCUGCUCCCGUUCUUCGGCAACGUGGUGGGACUCCUCGGCGCCGUCUCCUUCUGGCCGCUCACCGUCUACUUCCCCGUCGAGAUGUACAUCAGGCAGCGCGGCGUGCCCGGCCGGAGCAUGCAGGGGAUCUGCCUUAGGAUGCUCAGCGUCGGAUGCCUCAUCGUUUCCAUCGCCGCCGCGGCGGGCUCCAUCGCCAACGUCAUCGAAGCUCUCAAAGUGUACAAGCCGUUCAGCGGCUGA